AUGUCUGGACGUGGUAAAGGAGGCAAGGCUAAGUCAUCUGGCAAGGCCAAAACUCGCUCAUCAAGAGCUGGACUUCAAUUCCCAGUCGGCAGAAUUCAUCGUCUUCUCCGCAAAGGAAACUACGCCGAACGAGUGGGUGCAGGAGCUCCCGUCUAUCUGGCCGCAGUGCUCGAAUAUCUGGCCGCUGAGGUUCUGGAAUUGGCAGGCAACGCAGCCCGCGACAACAAGAAGACCCGAAUCAACCCGCGUCAUUUGCAGUUGGCCGUCCGUAACGAUGAAGAAUUGAACAAGCUCUUGGCUGGCGUGACAAUCGCUCAAGGAGGCAUUUAUUCAGAAGUGAACUUAUACCGUGUUGUACUUCUCAUAUCACUUACCUUACAUACAGCAAAAAUCGUGAUGUCUGGCCGUGGUAAAGGUGGUAAAGGUCUCGGAAAAGGUGGCGCAAAGCGUCAUCGCAAAGUGUUGCGUGAUAACAUCCAGGGUAUCACAAAGCCCGCAAUUCGUCGUCUCGCACGUCGUGGUGGUGUCAAACGUAUCUCUGGACUCAUCUACGAGGAAACCCGUGGUGUACUCAAAGUAUUCCUGGAAAACGUGAUCCGCGAUGCAGUCACCUACUGUGAACACGCCAAGCGAAAGACCGUCACAGCCAUGGAUGUGGUGUACGCCCUGAAACGACAAGGCAGAACCCUCUACGGUUUCGGAGCAUCGCAAAAAGGGCGCCAAUUUAGUGGGCGGUGCUUCGGCGAGAUUGCCUAUAAAAAGGCAUCGCAAGCCGUUGCCACUCAUCGUUCAAUUUCAUUUGACGCACUCGUUCUCGCUGAAAUAAUGGCUCGUACCAAGCAAACUGCUCGCAAAUCCACUGGUGGAAAGGCUCCUCGUAAGCAACUGGCCACGAAGGCAGCCCGCAAGUCGGCACCGGCGACUGGUGGUGUGAAAAAACCACACAGAUAUCGUCCAGGAACCGUGGCACUCCGUGAGAUCCGUCGUUACCAGAAAUCAACGGAGCUUCUCAUCCGCAAACUGCCCUUCCAACGACUAGUUCGUGAGAUCGCUCAGGACUUCAAGACCGACCUUCGUUUCCAGUCAUCAGCCGUUCUUGCACUCCAAGAAGCCAGUGAGGCAUACCUCGUUGGAUUGUUCGAAGACACCAAUCUUUGCGCCAUCCACGCCAAGAGAGUAACCAUCAUGCCAAAAGACAUCCAACUCGCACGCCGCAUUCGUGGUGAACGAGCAUAA
Messenger RNA from Anisakis simplex (herring worm), 1236 nucleotides. Lineage: Eukaryota; Metazoa; Nematoda; Chromadorea; Rhabditida; Anisakidae. The record is from the annotation of a GenBank genome assembly.